Messenger RNA from Musca domestica (house fly), 3864 nucleotides. RefSeq names its product klaroid protein. Gene Ontology annotation, cellular component: meiotic nuclear membrane microtubule tethering complex; nuclear envelope. Lineage: Eukaryota; Metazoa; Arthropoda; Insecta; Diptera; Muscidae. The transcript has 8 exons. Gene Ontology annotation, molecular function: protein-membrane adaptor activity. The record is from RefSeq and is a predicted model, not a curated record. Bases 402 to 3737 code for a protein of 1111 amino acids. Gene Ontology annotation, biological process: nuclear envelope organization.
UCAAUUAAAUUGAACGGACGUGUCUGGCUGUACUCCCCAAGUGUAUGAGUUGCGCGUGUGUUUUCAAUAAGAAAUAAAGGAAAUACAAUUAAAUGUGCAAAAGAAAAUAAAAUUUAUAAAACAGAAUAGUUGAUGACUAAUUCAAAUAAGAAACGGAAAAUAAAAGCUUUCAAAGUGUAGAAGAAUAUUUAAGAAAAUAUUUGUGAAAAAGAAGCGCAGUUCAUGUGCAAAAAAGUAAAAGAAUUGAAAAGAAAAACUUCAUAGAAUAAGUACUGGAUAAGAAAAAUAUAAAAAGUGUUGCUUUCAAAAAAGAAACACACUACAACAUAAUUAUUGUAUUGAAAAAAAUUUUUUGGCCACCGGAAAGAAAACAAGAAGGUAACAUUUACAUCGGGUAAGACAUGAGUGAACAUACCAUGGAAACGAGACGUAGGUCUCGAUCAAAAACCCCAUUUUUACGUUCCAGUUGUGACCACGAAAAUUGUGAUCACAUUGGUGAUGAGCCACAUACACAUCAUCACAAAAAGAAGUCCACGACAUCACAAUUACCAAAUGUUCGAACCAUAAUUGAAGAGACCGUGGAAGUGACAUCAUCUUCAUCGGUCGAGGCUAGUGGUAAAAAUAGUCCCUCCAAAAUGACACAAACCAAAAUCAAAACAUCAGAUUACUCCAGCGAUGAUAGUCCUGAAAAUAAAACAAAAACAACAAAUACAAGGGCUAUAACAUCAGUUUCUAGUAAUUCCCAGCAGCAACAACAACAACAGUUUAGAAGUCAAACUGGCGGCGGGGUAACAGAAAGCAAAACCUCCAGUACCACCACAACUGUUGUGACAAAGACCAAAAAAUCUGGAGGCAAUGUAGCCACAUCAACACCAAAAGCCAGCAAUUUUAUAACACAUUUCGCUUCCCAAUAUUCCUCAAGAGGAAGUGGCGGGGGUGCUAAGGCAUCCAAGGCUCAAAUCGAAACACGAUAUGAAGAGAAAAAUAUCAAGGAGCACACACAAAAUGUUUUGAACAGUGAAAAGGAAUUGAGCAAAAGUAAAUCAUAUUUGAGUGGAUUUUUGGGCAACUCCUUUAGUUUGGAUAAUUUGGAGGCCAGUGAUCACGUGGCCUAUUUGGAAUACAAAAAGGCUGGAGAAUACUGGAAGACCACCCCCAAAACAGAUUACACCUACUCUGAACUAUCGCCACACCGUCGUGUAUUGGCCCCCGGCAUUGUUGCCAUGCCCAAUAUGUCCCGCAAAUCUUUGGAAAAUCAUCAUGAACGCAUCAAUUACAUGAUUGAACGUGAUCCUGCCCAAGAAGAAUACAUACGACGUCGCUAUGAAUCUUCAAAAUACAGCCAAAAUAGAAGGGCUGCUGAAAAAUUGGCCUAUGAUUCGGGUGAUGAGGUUGAUUAUACAUAUCGUAGAACCGCCACAAAUCUUUACAACCAGGAUCACCAAUUGCAGCAAGAGUCCUGGUUAAUGCGUUUCAUUACCACCAUUGUUACCACCCUGACCACAACAUGGUCCAGCAUUACUGGGUCGUCGAAUAGUGAACAAAACGGAGGAGUUGGCCGUUACACCAGCUAUAGUGGCAGCAGCAGUAUGUAUCACACGAAAUUGGCUGAAGAAGAUAGAGGGUUAUUUGGUUCAAUGGCUUAUGGCAUAACCUCGGCUUUUGCAUAUUUCACACGUAAUCUGUACUUGUUUAUAUCAUCGGUUUUAUGUUUGGACACAUGGUUGCUGCAAUCUUCAAGUGCUGAUAAUAAGAGCAAAAAACGUUUCCUCUUAUUUUUGUUGAUGCUGUUGCCAUUGUUGUUGUUGGCGGCCUGGUACCUGUUGGAUGAAGAAGACCGUGUCGUGUAUACGCAAAGUUGGAAUUCUCUGCUGCCCCUCUCGCUGAUCACCACCCUCCGAGGAUCGUUGUAUACCAAUGUCCAUGCCAUCAAAAGCUUUCUACCUCUAUUCUUCUCUAGCCAACAAAGUUCUAGUCAAAAGAAAUUGGAUAACAUCAAAUUAGCUAUGGAAAAUUCCAUGCCCACCGAGGAUUAUGAAAAUAUUUUGAAUCACAUCAAUUCCUAUGUUCAAACAUUGGUGGACCUUAAAUUACAAGAACAACAAAAGAAGUUGGAUUUGCAAGCGAGUAAGGCAUCGUCGGAGCUAUCAUCGAAACAAAUUAAUUUAAUAGUACAAAUAAUGAAGGAAAAUUUGGAAGUUAUAUCGCGGCAAAAACGUGAUCAAGACACUGCUGUAACACUCAGCGAUAGUGACCUCAAUCUAAUAGUACAAAAAGUUAUCGUAAAGCUACAGGAAGGCUCGGAUUUCAAAUUGCCCGUACAACUGUCUACCAAAAACAUAGAGGAAAUAAAACGUUUGGUCUCCCAAACUUUGGAAAUUAACAAUCAUGCCCAUUAUCACACUUUGGUGGAAAAUUUGGAUCUCGAUGCUCUGAUAGCAAAGCUUUUAAAAUCUUCUCUAUUCACCACCUACAUACACGAUGAAAUCUCCUCGCAGAUCAAUGAAAAACUACAUGACAAACUUUUGGAAUUACAAAACUUCCAAGGUGCCGCCGCGAAGGAUGGUUCCGAUAAUUUUGCAUUUUUGGAACAACAGAAAUUGAUUAUUGAAAAUUUGGGCCAAGAGGUGGCUUUCAUCAAACUUUCCCUCAGCGAUAAACUCUCCGAAAACGAAGAUCUCCACUAUUCCAUUAAACAUUUGCAACAGACCCAAGAUGAUCUACUUGCACGUCUGCAGGAAUUGGAAUUCAACACCGAUCAGCGGUUCUCAAAUCUCAUGCAAGAAAUCUCCACCAAAUUGAAUACCCUCAAAGAGGAACAAUUCCAUUUGCUGAAUCAGCAAGUGAAACUUUCUCUGAUUGACAUCCUCGGCUUUAGUUCGUCGCUGAAAGAUGCCUCUAAAUUCGAUGAUGGUGAUUUACAACAUUGGGUCAAUUCAAUGUUUGUGGCCAAGGAUUAUUUGGAACAACGCCUGUCGGACAUCAACAAUCGUACCCAUGAUAAAAUCAAGCAAGAAAUUGACAAAUCUGCCAUGUUCCUAAUGCGUGACAUAAGUGAGCGUUUAAAACAAGAAAUCAUAAUAGCCGUGGAGAAUAAACACAAAGAGACCAACACCAAGCUGGAGGGGCAAAUCAAGGCUGCUCUGUCCGAGGAAGAAGUUCGCAAUAUUGUGAAAUCGGUUUUGGCUAUUUAUGAUGCCGACAAAACGGGGUUGGUUGAUUUCGCCCUGGAAUCGGCUGGUGGUCAAAUAUUGUCUACACGCUGUACGGAAAGUUAUCAAACCAAAUCGGCUCAAAUAUCCAUUUUCGGUAUUCCCUUGUGGUAUCCCACAAAUACCCCACGUGUGGCCAUAUCUCCUAAUGUCCAACCUGGUGAAUGUUGGGCCUUUCAGGGUUUCCCUGGAUUUUUGGUGUUGAAAUUAAACUCAUUGGUCUAUGUAACUGGCUUUACCCUGGAGCAUAUACCCAAAAGCUUGGCACCCAAUGGAGCUAUUGAUUCUGCGCCCAAGAAUUUCACAGUUUGGGGUCUGGAACACGAAAAGGAUCAAGAACCCGUUCUCUUCGGUGAGUAUGAAUACGCUGAUAACGACGCCUCUUUGCAGUAUUUCCCGGUGCAAAAUCAAAAUAUCAAUCGGCCCUAUGAAAUUGUGGAGUUGCGUAUUGAAUCGAAUCAUGGUCAACCGCUAUACACGUGUCUCUAUCGAUUCCGGGUACAUGGUAAACCACCAACCACAUAAGCAUCAACAAAAUGGAAUAGGACAGAAUACUAAGCCAAAAGAAAAAAGUGAAUACAUCCCUCCCAUUCUCCCCCAAAAAAUGUCUAUACUAAACUUAGCCAUAAUAUAAUUAAGUUAAACAAACAUA